Ostreococcus tauri is the source of this 1923-nucleotide messenger RNA. Its product is annotated as Immunoglobulin-like fold. The transcript has a single exon. The record is from RefSeq and is a predicted model, not a curated record. Lineage: Eukaryota; Viridiplantae; Chlorophyta; Mamiellophyceae; Mamiellales; Bathycoccaceae. The coding region runs from base 1 to 1923 and encodes 640 amino acids.
AUGUCGUCCACGCGCGGUGGGACGCGACGGGGACGAACGCGCGGACGCGCGCGCGGGUGGGCGGUCGCGGCGUGCGCGCUCGCGCGGGCGACGACGGUCGAGGCGUACGCGCGCGCGCGGGACGUCGGAUACACCGCCGCGGGCGCGCCCAUGGCGGUGGACGUGCGAGGUGGGACGGGCUUGAUCGAUGUGUACGGGUUGAACUUUGCCCCCGGGACGUCGGCGGCGGUGAACGCGACGGGAGAGCUGAAGUGCGUCUUCGGCGGGUCGCCCGGGUGGUUGACCGAGGCGACGGCGGUGAACGACGCGACCGUGCGAUGCGACGCGCCGACGGCGGACGAGGGGUUCGUCGCGCUCGGUCUGAGCUCGAACGCGGGCGUGGACGCGAUCUUGUUUCACGAGCUCGGGAUGUCGAGCGUGGUGAACUUUGUGAAGGAGUUUGGCGGCGUGCUCACGCGCGCGACGCCGCGCGUGGCGUCGCAAGGGGACGUCGCGAUGCUCACUGGAAGGAACGCGGUGCCUCGAGACGGAAGGGCGGAUAUCGUCGGGAGCGCGCGCGAGUGCGAGUGGCGAGGGACGUCGACCGGGUCCUCGUUUGAGGUUUCGUACGUCGGGAUGGGCGUGCACGUGUCGAGCGCGCUCGUCGCGUGCGAGAUACCUCCGUUCGCCGCGUACGGUUCAGUCGCCGAGGAGCGCGCGAUGUACUCGGUAUCCGCGGAUUCGAGAGUGGCGCUCAUCGAGCGCGUGAACCUGGCGUCACUCGCGAUAUCGAGCUUGGAAACGCGCGCGAUAUCCGAGGAUGGCGGCGUCGCCUUGGAUAUCGCCGUCGCGGGAAGUUUAGGUUCGAUGUUCUUAGACGACGGCGCGCCGUACGUGCGUUUCGGUUCCAUUAGCGUCGCGGGAUCGGCGACGAGCGCGUACGUCGUCACGGCGAUAGCACCCGCGAUGGCACCGAGCGCGUCAACAAACGUUUGGGUCGCCGGUUUGCCUUCGAUGAAUUCGGGUCGCUCGGCGGACGGCGUCGCCGUGGAAGCGGUGGGUGAGUAUUACGGCGUCGUAUCGCGCGUCGAGAGUGGGGUUUUACCGGUGAACUAUUCGUGGAGCGUCGAUCCCUUGCCCACGGGUUUUUCGCGGAACAUCACGUGCGUCACCAUGGGCGUGGGCGAGACGUCGACGAGCGCGAACGGCGUUUGCGCCUCGAUGAAUCAGCUCGCGGGUGGGUUCGUGACGGUGAUGAUGUCAUACAACGGGCGCGAAUUGCCACUUUCCAGACCAUACGACAGUCAAGUCGUCGCAAAGGUGACGGCGAUGCCGGCACCGACGGGCGUGACGCCGGCGCGCGGACCGGCGGAGGGAGGCGCGGUGACGUGGGUCUCGGGUACGAAUCUCCAUGAAACCGUUCGUUCCACCGAUUCUUGGGCGCCGAGAUGCUCGUUCGGCGUAGAUACGAGCGGUAGCUCGCUCGGUGUGGUCGUUUCGUCCGCGUUGAUAGCUUGCGAGACGCCGCACGUGGGGACGUCGUCGUCGUCGACGCAAGUCGUCGUCGCGGGUAGUAGCGGCGCGGCGCAAAAUGACGGACCCAAGUACGCAUUCAUGGCGAACACGCUCGUGUACCAACAUUCAAUAGUUCCACACCUUGGUCCGACGUACGGGGGAACGCGCGUGGUGUUCACGCUCGGAAACGGUGUCGCGGCGACGUCGAUGACUUCGUGUAGAUUCGGGACCAUCGUCGUGAACGGUUGGACGCCACUCGUCUCAACCGACGCCGACGCCGACGCGGGUAUCGUUUGCGUUGCGCCUGCGAUGCCAGCGGGGGCGUAUAAACUCGGCUUGGGCACGGUUCGCGGAUCGGUCGGGGACUCCACGACGUCAGACGUAACGCUUGGGACGACGCCCUACGACGUGUACUCGGAGUACGUUUAA